UGGGCAACCACAUGUGUCUACAAUGGUGUUGCCAAGCUGAGCACCGUAAGAGAGACACUGCAAUAUAAGACAUGCUUUGUCAUUUUAGGAAGUUGAUUGUCAAGACCUAAUCACAUGGAAAGUUAAUAAUUCAACAAAUCAAAGAUGUGAGAAAUAACUGGAAUGAAGGGUAGGUAGCGUAAGAAGUUGGACUGGGGAGAAAGAUCACUUUGUGUGUGACUUGAGCACUGAAAAGGCUCGUAGCCUGCAUACAAGUCCUGAGUCACCUCUCACAGUCUGCUCUGGCAGACAGAGAUGGAGCUUGGCUGCAGGUCUCGCUCUAUCUGUGUAGUCCUAGCUAUCUGUGUAGUCCUCUAACCUAUGUAGGCUUUUAUUUUUUUGUCCGGGUAGGGAGGCUAUCAUUAUGGGAAUGUUAUGUGGAAAUUAAAUGAGACCAUUGACAGACAAGUACUAAACAGCUGCCCCCUUACUCCACAACUGAAACGGCUAAACCAUGAAGAUCUGCACAUGAAGAAAGCAGGUUUCAGAGUGAAGAAAGCAUUUUCUGCUGCCUCUUCCCUGAGGGAGAGAAUGCCAGCAUCCAGAGAAGGACAAGCAGACAGGAGCAGAAUAAUGUGCUAAUAUCACUUGAAUAUUCCCUCACUGUCCUAUUUUAGGAACACAAAAUGCUCUUUUCUGUCACUUUACCUCCCCAGUUGCCUAUUGUAUGGCCCAAGUGUGAUGACAGGAACAGACUGUCUCAAGACCCAACGGUACUAUAUUGGGGCAAAUACUCUGAAUAAACAAGAGCAAUUCCAAGAGGAAAUACUCAAAGAACGUAUUGCAAAAGCAGAAGCUGAUGUGUGGGUGCAGGCUGAUAAACGCCAAAAACAAGCAAUCGAGAAGGCACUUGAAGAAGCAAAUGACAAACACAAAAUGAAUAUUCAGAUUCUGAAAGAAGAACAUCAAAAAGACUUACAGGAAAUGGCAGCUAAAACCAAGAUAGAGAUGCACCAAAACAUGGAAGAUGAACUACAGAGAGAACACCUGGCUGCAGAACAACGCAUGGUGCAUAGAAUCCAAAGGAUUGUGAUGGAGUGCCACAGGGAGAAGGUCCAGGCUGUGGAGAAGGCCAGGGCUGAAGAGAGACAGAUGGCCCAGGAGGCAAUCCAGGCCCAGAAAAGAAUGGCCAUGGAGGAACUUUUGAAUACUGGUAUAACAGCUAUGAAGGAUCAAAAGAAGAAUGUGAGCCAACUGAUAAAAGAAAAAGAACAUGAAAUGAACGUCUACUAUUGCAUGGCUCAGAGGCAGAAGCAAGAAGAGGUUCAGGAAGUGCUCCAAGAGGCAGAGAAGACACAUCAGGCCACACUUGGAAAUGUGAUGGAUAAGCUGGUUAACACCCAGGGGGAGCUGCUGUCCAUAGUGAAACAGCUAGGCAUCAUGACAAAUUGGAAGGAUUUCCUGGAGGAGGAAUUGCAGGAAACAAGGGCAGCAUUUCAAAAAUACAUCAAUUAUACAUUUCCUAAGCUUUCACCAGGACACGCAGAUUUUAUUCUGCCAGAAAGAAAGAAAACACCUUCCAAUCUUAUUAUUGAGGAGAAUGAAACAACUCUUGAUUAGAAGAAGUCUUUAACUGAAAUUUCACUACAAAGCCAUUGUUCCGAAGACUAAAUAAAUGAACUCAAAAACCA
Messenger RNA from Neofelis nebulosa (Clouded leopard), 1670 nucleotides. It is a transcript of the gene C6H6orf163, whose product is annotated as chromosome 6 C6orf163 homolog. The record is from RefSeq and is a predicted model, not a curated record. The transcript is spliced from 5 exons. The coding region runs from base 721 to 1599 and encodes 292 amino acids. NCBI's taxonomy places the organism in Eukaryota, Metazoa, Chordata, Mammalia, Carnivora, Felidae.